GGUUCUGAGAUCAGAAAAGCACGGGAUUAUUGAGAUUUUUGGAGAACAGUGGAGAAGAAACUUGAUAGAGAUGAGCACUGCCAAGGUGAAACGCCGAGUGGGCAAAUAUGAGCUUGGCCGGACCAUUGGGGAAGGAACUUUUGCAAAGGUCAGGUUUGCAAGAAACUCUCAGACAGGGGAGGCUGUUGCUAUCAAGAUUCUUGAUAAGGAGAAGGUUCUUAAGAAUAAAAUGGUUGAACAGAUCAAACGGGAAAUUGCAACUAUGAAGUUAAUAAAGCAUCCUAAUGUUGUUCGUCUUUAUGAGGUUAUGGGAAGCAAAACAAAGAUUUUCCUGGUUCUUGAAUUUGUCAAGGGGGGAGAGCUAUUUGACAAAAUUGUUAACCACGGUCGGUUGAGGGAGGAUGAAGCUAGAAAGUAUUUUCAGCAAUUAAUUAAUGCCGUUGAUUACUGCCAUAGCAGAGGUGUGUAUCACCGUGACUUGAAGCCAGAAAAUUUACUACUUGAUGAAUAUGGUAACCUCAAAGUCUCAGACUUUGGAUUAAGCGCACUGUCUCUGCAAGUAAGGGAUGAUGGUUUGCUUCAUACUACCUGCGGGACUCCCAAUUAUGUUGCUCCAGAGGUACUUAAUGACAAAGGUUAUGAUGGCACAACUGCAGACUUGUGGUCAUGCGGGGUUAUUCUAUUUGUUCUGCUUGCUGGUUAUUUACCUUUUGAAGAUGAUAGCGUCAUGACUUUGUAUAAGAAAAUAUCUUUUGCUGAAUUUUCAUGCCCGUCUUGGCUUUCUUCAGAUGCCACUAGAUUGAUAACAAGAAUACUGGAUCCAAAUCCCAUCACACGCAUUAGUGUUCCCGAGAUAUUGGAGGAUGCAUGGUUCAAGAAAGGCUAUAAACCACCAAUUUUUGAUGAGAAUUGUGUCACAAAUUUAGAUGAUAUCGAUGCGGUUUUCAAGGACUCAGAAGAACAUCAUGUAACAGAGAAAAAGGAGGAACAACCUGCUGCUCUGAAUGCUUUUGACCUGAUUUCAAUGUCAAAGGGGCUAAAACUUGGGAACUUAUUUGAUGGAGAACAGGAAUUCAAAAGAGAAACAAGAUUUACAUCAAAAUCUCCAGCCAAUGAAAUCAUUACUAAGAUUGAAGAAGCUGCAAAGCCUCUUGGAUUUGAUGUACAGAAGAAAAAUUAUAAGAUGAGACUGGAAAAUCUGAAAGCAGGAAGGAAAGGAAACCUCAACAUCGCUACUGAAGUGUUUCAAGUGGCACCUUCUCUUCAUAUGGUUGAGGUUCGGAAAGCCAAAGGGGACACUUUGGAGUUCCAUAAGUUCUACAAAAAACUCUCAACGUCUCUCAAAGAUGUUGUGUGGAAGUCUGAGGAAGACUAGAGAUGUGUAAGAUAUCAGUGUAGGUGAAGAAGAUGGAGCACAAAGUUGAGCUCCCAGCUCCCAUUUUUUUCCUAGGAAACCAUAUGUUAUGUUGUUUUCCUUAUGCUUGCCUUCAUUUUGUUCAUAUUUUCUAUUUGGUUCGACUGGUUUAUAUAAUGGCAUCCCAUAGUUCUUCAUUAGGGUGAUUUUUUUUCUUAUUUUUUGGUUCAGUAAGGUCUUUUGCAGUGUAAAUGUGAGGUAAAAACUUGUUCCAGUUUCUUUUUUGUUGUACUUCUCUCUCUAUUGUAGCUGAAAAACUGAGAACAUUUGUAUAUUGUACUCAUCAGAGUUGUUCGAAUGGGAUGUUUGUAUAUAGAAAGAGAGUUCUCUUUAGAAUUCAUGUACUGUACAAGGCCUCUAGAAUGUAUUAAUACUUUCCUGAAGCUGGAAGCAGCUCCUCCCUGGACUUCAUAUUGAGCAAGCUCUCAAGACACUGAGAAUGUACUGACGAGCCAAGAUCGAGUUCGAAUUCAACCUGCUUUUUGGAGCGAUGAGAUGAGCUCGAGUUUGACCCGACUCGUUUUUAACUCUAAUCUAAGUUGUUUUGAUGCAAAUGAUCAUGAACUUGAAAAUGCAGAGAAGAAAGGUGAAAAAAACAGUGAUGAUUGAUUUAUAAGCUUUAUUAUUCAUGGCAUUUGUGAUGGAAGAUUAUGGACAACAAGAUUGUAUAGUUAUUUUAUAUUGUAACAUGACAAUUAUGCCCA
Dendrobium catenatum is the source of this 2118-nucleotide messenger RNA. RefSeq names its product CBL-interacting protein kinase 32. Bases 71 to 1375 code for a protein of 434 amino acids. Gene Ontology annotation, biological process: protein phosphorylation; signal transduction. The transcript is spliced from 14 exons. NCBI's taxonomy places the organism in Eukaryota, Viridiplantae, Streptophyta, Magnoliopsida, Asparagales, Orchidaceae. The record is from RefSeq and is a predicted model, not a curated record. Gene Ontology annotation, molecular function: ATP binding; protein kinase activity.